Molecule: messenger RNA, 1987 nt
Organism: Spizellomyces punctatus DAOM BR117
Lineage: Eukaryota; Fungi; Chytridiomycota; Chytridiomycetes; Spizellomycetales; Spizellomycetaceae
Exons: 5
Coding region: 39-1838 (599 amino acids)
Source: RefSeq, a predicted model, not a curated record
AUGGACCUAGCAAACAGUGUACUGUAUAUACAGCAAAGAUGAGCAGUUUUCGACCAGUUUCCACGGACGACACCGAGAGCAUGUCGGGCAAUAGUGUGCCAAAUUCGCCCAACCCAAAUACCCUUCACAAUACCAUGUCAGAGUCAUCAGACAACAGAUCUGAUCGAGAUAUGGACAGUCAACCCAACUCCCAGGUUGAAUUUUUUCCAAAGACAAGAACCCCGACAAGAACACCUAGUGGAGUACGCACAUCACGUUCGGGACGAUCAUCUGCAACACCUCUUGUCGCACGACUAUUUGCUGAAUAUGCAAAAUCAAAUCAGGAGCGACAGCACGGUAGCGAUGCCGGUUACUCUGAUAGCGACACCGAGAAAGUAGUUGAUGUGCCCUUUGGGAAGGAACUGACCUUGAAAGAGGGCAAAGCUUUGGAAUUUACAAAAUCUAGGGAACUUGCAAAGGAAGAGCUGCCGAAUCUCUACGCGGAUGUUGUCCAUCCGCGUUGGAAACGCGAGUUGAUGAGGAACUAUCUUCAGACUUUCCUGAUAACUUUGGUGACUGCAACAAUUGCGUAUAUGAUUAUCAUUACCAUCAGUAAACUUCCAUGGCAAUCCGACGAAUUUAGGCAGUCAACGUAUUCGUCCAGUCUAUCAGAACCUUACUUUAAAUCCCCCCUCUAUGCGGUCCUGGCCGCGCUUACAUUUAUAACCUCCCUUGUCGGCUUUGUUGCGGUCCAGUUUUGGAGUAUGUUUGGUUGGGAAAGAUGGAAAACAUCAGGCAUCGGCUGGGUUUCACUAGUGAUGUCGCUUUUUGUGGUCGGUGGAAUGAUGGGACUGUGGCAGAGUCGUUUGACUUACUGGUGGUGGUACGGAGAUGCCUUUAUCCUUGCCAUUACUUACACAACAAUGUGCUUUGCCUUUGGCGUUCUUGGUUACGUUCAAGCAAACGACAGCACCAAGCUUCGCCUGCGCGAGCGCUUCAAAGAAGGUGUACUUUUCACGAUUGCAGAGCUUAUCGUUGCCGUUGCGUCUCUGAUUUAUGGACUGUGGAUGAUGCCCGUCUAUAGCCACCUUUCUCUGCCGGCGAAGAUGGCAUGGCGUGCUCUCGUUCAUCCGGCGUACUUUGAGUUCUUGGUCAUGGUACCCACCCGCAUGCUAAUCGAGCAUCGCGCGAAGCGUCAGUCUGGGUCGCUGAACGCUCUGCAAGCAUUGACAAUGGUGCAUGCACAGAGUCAUAUUUUAACCAUGUCCACCGCCAUGCUGUCAGAGUUGGGUGGAUUCAAGGAAACUUUACUAGGGGUGUUCCUAAUGCACGGAGAGCGUUAUAUUUUGAGGUCAACGGUAAUCAUUCGCGAUCAUGCCGUUCGGAGGCUAUUCAGAUUCAAAUCCAACGAUAACUUGGAAAAGUACCUACUGGCCAUGGAAAUGUGGAUAGAAAUCAUAAUGGACAAUAGCGCAACACUAUUUGCCCCUUACAUGGCUUUGGCCUUCCUACCGUUAAAGGACACAUUCACCUUUCAUUAUGAAGGAGUUGUUCACGAGGUCACCACUCAGACGGUAAUUCAAAAGAUCUUUAUCCAAUUGACACUUGGGAUCUCCUACGACCUGGUGUUUCUUUUAACAAACACAACACGUCUGCAGCGCCUCCCGUUCUUGAGAACAUGGCGCGACAUCAUGGUUCAUCGGAGAAGGUUUACAACAUUCUUGGUUUAUUCGAUGAACACUAUGGGAUUGCUGCUACUUUUGUGGAUGUUUAUCCGAGUACCUCGGGCAGUGAUGUGCGAAUCUGCAGAUCCAUGUUCUUGUUUCGUGAACCAUCCAGAAUGCCGUGGAAGCUCGUAGGCUUAAUCUAGCUAAUAUCUAGCGUCGCUGAAAGUUGGUAGAUGGUGAAGGAAUCAGGCAUCAGUGUAGUAUUUACAUGGUACAAAUUGUAGCUCUCUCCCUUUGUGUUUGUCGUGUCGGUCAUUGUCAUUCCUCGGGUUCAGUGCCCA